CAUAUUUCUUCAACACUUCCAACCCAGUCACCUGGCCUUGUUCUCCAUGCCCAGAAACACAAAAAAAGAACAAAAAUGGAGUACUACAAAGAGUACAUUUUUUGGCUCAUUUUGGCCAUGAAGAUCUUCCUAGCACAUGCUAAAGUCCCAGCCUUGAUAGUAUUUGGAGACUCUUCAGUUGAUGCUGGUAAUAACAACCACAUUUCCACGGUGCUCAAGAGCAAUUUUGAGCCGUAUGGCCGUGAUUUCUACGGUGGUUUGCCGACCGGAAGGUUCUGCAAUGGUCGAAUACCUACUGAUUUCAUGUCUGAGGCUUUUGGGCUGAGGCCAUUUGUGCCUGCUUACUUGGAUCCAAGUUAUAAUAUCGCUGAUUUUGCUCAAGGAGUUUGCUUUGCUUCUGCUGGUACUGGAUAUGACAAUAAAACCUCUGAUGUGCUUAAUGUAAUACCUCUUUGGAAGGAAGUGGAGUAUUUCAAGGACUAUCAAAAGAAACUCAAAGCCUAUUUAGGAACAGCAAAAGCCAACUUCAUUAUUCGUGAGGCUUUGUACGUGAUCAGCGUAGGAACAAAUGAUUUCUUGGAAAAUUAUUAUACAUUGCCACACAGAAGAUCCCAAUACAACGUUGAUCAGUACCAAGCGUUUCUUCUUGGAAUAGCAGAAAAGUUUACCUUAGAUUUGUAUCAAUUGGGAGCAAGGAAAAUAGUCUUAACUGGACUUCCUCCAAUGGGAUGUCUUCCUUUGGAAAGAACCACAAAUUAUUUUGGUGGAAAUGGAAAUGAAUGCAUAAAAAGUUACAAUGUUGUGGCUCUAAACUUCAAUGGGAAGUUGAAUGGUUUGGUCCAAAAGCUUAAUGGGGAGCUUACUGGCAUCAGAGCAGUCUUGUCCAAUCCUUACAACACUCUUCUACAAAUGAUUCAGAAACCAUCUGCUUUUGGGUUUGAAAGUGCAGCAGUAGCCUGUUGUGCCACAGGACUGUUUGAGAUGGGAUACUUAUGUCAUCGUUUGAAUCCAUUUACGUGUCCGGAUGCAAAUAAGUACGUGUUCUGGGAUUCUUUCCAUCCAACAGAGAAAACUAAUCGGAUCAUCUCCGACUACGUGAUUAAACAUGUAGUAAAUGUGUUUUUGUAGGCCUAAUUAAUUAAAUUUUUAUCUAUUGAUUCUAUGUUUUCUGAUUAUGUAAAAUUUAUAUAUAUUGAUUGUUACCACUCACCAGGAUGUAAUAGGACAUUGUUGCACUGCCCAGUAUUCUCUUGCAAGUAUGUUGAAAUUAUUGUUUUAUCUAUU
This is a messenger RNA of Coffea eugenioides, 1284 nucleotides long. RefSeq names its product GDSL esterase/lipase At2g42990-like. The coding region runs from base 76 to 1128 and encodes 350 amino acids. The transcript is spliced from 3 exons. NCBI's taxonomy places the organism in Eukaryota, Viridiplantae, Streptophyta, Magnoliopsida, Gentianales, Rubiaceae. Gene Ontology annotation, molecular function: hydrolase activity, acting on ester bonds. The record is from RefSeq and is a predicted model, not a curated record.